UUUAGAGUCUACAUAAAAUUGUCACAAAUUAAUGAAUAAAUACACUAUACUUGCAGAGAUAAAAGAACGAGCAAGCAAUCAUAACCAUAGGUACAAUAUAGGUACGAUAUCUAACGAAAUGGCACAUGGCUCCAUCUACGGGUAGAUGGAGCGAAAAAUAAACUGUCCGUUUGCUUUUCUGAUUUCUACAGUAUAAUAUUUUUCGUUUCUUAAUUCCAGACGCCGUUCGUCCGUCAGAACACUCCUCACCCCCGAGAAUUGAAGGCUAAAGCCCACAAACUGUUCGGCAAAGGUCAGAAUUCAAUGGAAGAGAGCAGCGAAGUACAUUCGAAUGACACCAGCGCCAUCUCUGCGCCGACCCAGCAACCGUCCGUAGAAGCUGUCAAUCAAAACGUCAAACAAGCUAGUCUGCCACAGGUUAUAGAACCUGAACCUGAGGCUGAAGUAGUGGGAAAUGGUAAUAUUGAAGAAAAUAGUGAAUACAGCCAGGAAGAUUAUGACACCGAUGAUGUAAGUCCGAUAUUUCUACCUUAUUAUUUUGCAUACUGUGAAUUUUUUCAGGACAGGUAUUUUUGA
Molecule: messenger RNA, 576 nt
Organism: Acanthoscelides obtectus
Lineage: Eukaryota; Metazoa; Arthropoda; Insecta; Coleoptera; Chrysomelidae
Source: the annotation of a GenBank genome assembly